AUGGAGGACCCCAUUGAGUAUUUCUGGAGAUCCGAGAGGCAGGACGAACUGCAUCUCCUGCUGACUGACCAGGAAGCCUGGGAGAGCUUCGUGGAUGAGGCUGACUUGCCCACGGAGGAGGCAGAGGUGCUACUUGAACAUCUGAGAGCACUGGAAGAAGAGUUGUUUACAGAGGACAUAAUCAGGCUCCCGAGUGACCCCCAUGAGAGGAAGUGCUUUUUGAAUGAGUUUCCCGGCUUGAAACAGAAGCUCGAGGAGCAAAUACGAAAGCUCUGUGAGCUUGCCGACAAGGCUGACGAGGUACACAGGAACUGCACCAUCACCAACAUUGUGGCCAGUUCUGCCGGUGUCGCCUCCAGUGUCCUGACCAUCCUGGGUCUGGGUCUGGCCCCUGUAAUGGAAGGGACCAGUCUGACACUGUCUACAACUGGGAUAGGGUUGGGAGCAGCAUCUGCUGUCACCAGUGCGUCCAGCAGCAUCAUGGAGAACACAAAAAUGUCAUCCCUGAAAGCCGAAGCCAGUCAGGUGACAUCAGCUGGCAGUGACAAAGGGAAGGAAGCUGCAAAGGCUAUGGGUAAGAACAUAGCCCGAGCUACUUCCUUAACAAGCAAGUGCAUUCAAGCCCUGCAAAACAUUAGAAUGAAUGUUCGUGCCAUGAGGCUGGCCAAAGCCAAUCCUCACUUAGUUGCCCAGGCCAAGAGAUUCAUGACAGCUGGGAGUGUCUUGGUUCGGAGUGGGAAGCAGGUGUAGAAAGCGUUUGGAGGCACUACUCUGACAAUGACAAGAGGAGCCCGGCUCAUGGGUGGGGCCACUGUGGGCAUCUUCCUUAUGAUGGAUGUGGCCAACAUUCUGGAAGAAUCAAAGCACUUGCAUGAGGGGGCAAAGGCAGAGUCGGCUGAAGAGCUGAGGCAGCAGAUCAAGUUGCAGGAGAGCAAGCUGAAGGAGCCCAUCCAGACUCAUGAAUGUGUGAAGAAGACCUGA
This is a messenger RNA of Suricata suricatta (meerkat), 981 nucleotides long. RefSeq names its product apolipoprotein L2-like. The record is from RefSeq and is a predicted model, not a curated record. The transcript has 2 exons. Lineage: Eukaryota; Metazoa; Chordata; Mammalia; Carnivora; Herpestidae. Gene Ontology annotation, biological process: lipid transport; lipoprotein metabolic process. Gene Ontology annotation, cellular component: extracellular region; membrane. Gene Ontology annotation, molecular function: lipid binding.